This is a messenger RNA of Amphimedon queenslandica, 1223 nucleotides long. RefSeq names its product alpha-tubulin N-acetyltransferase-like. Gene Ontology annotation, cellular component: microtubule. Gene Ontology annotation, molecular function: tubulin N-acetyltransferase activity. Lineage: Eukaryota; Metazoa; Porifera; Demospongiae; Haplosclerida; Niphatidae. The record is from RefSeq and is a predicted model, not a curated record. Gene Ontology annotation, biological process: alpha-tubulin acetylation.
AGAGGUGUCCUUAUUUUAGAGUGUCCACAAUAACAAGUUUGACUUUUAAAUAUUAAUUGGGAAUACAUACAGAAAGUGAAUCACAUUAAAAUAAGAAUAACAAUAAUGAUGAUGAUGAUAAUAAAUAAUAAUUGAGACAGGAGAGAUUAAUAAUAAUGAUUAAUUAAUAAAAAAAGUACUUGACACAAAUACAAAAAUCACACAUCAACAACACAUGAAAAUAGUCCUCUCUCUUUAAAGAGGAUCAACUGUCUUAAUUAGGUACAUUCAGAGAGAUGGAGGAAGGGAAGCUCAAAUAUCCAAUCGACAAUUGUUUUAUAUAUUUAGCAAAUUUAGCUUGUACAGGGUUCACGCGUCAGAAUGUCCAUUCAAAACCAGAUUAGAUUGGACUCCCUCAUCAUCCUCACUCUAUUGCAAUAUUAUCCAGUACCCACGGAAGGGGCCCAUAGCUGGACCUGCUCCAGACUUUUGUCUUCUCAAAAUGGUAAUGGCAGUGUAUUAGGUUUCAUUAAAACAGGACGAAAGAGAUUAUUCCUAACAGACAACAGGACGUUACUGCAUGAAGUGGAACCAUUAUGUAUCAUGGACUUUUAUGUACACGAGACACAGCAAAGGAGAGGACAUGGGAAAGAACUUUUUGAGAAUGUAUUACAGGAGGAGGGUCUAAGUGCAUUUGAAGUUGCCAUUGAUACUUCAUCAAAGUUUCUGAGUUUUUUACAGCGUCAUUAUCAGUUGAGUAGCUAUGUGAAACAGAACAAUAAUUUUGUCGUUUUUGACAAGUUUUUCACGAUAUGCUCUCAUGUUGAUCAUGGGCGUGGCAUGCACAGGAGGCACUCCCUCCCCUCGUCAAUGCAUGCUAACACUAAUGGAGUCACUGCUGGGAGGACCAGAGGAUUGAGAAUGUCACUAUCACCAUUGAAGAAUAACGAUUCAUUGCUGGCAUCCUCAAGAUCCCUCUCAUACUGCUUGAGUUUAUCUUCUAGGUCUUUGACUUGUUUAGUUUGUUGUUCUUCUCCUCCACUUGCUCCCUCUUUACUCAUGAUUUUUUUAAAGUCUUGUCAAAAUGAAAUGACCGUCUGUCCAUUAAAUUAGAAUAGUUUAUAUGGUCUACUACUAAAAAUUCCUUUUCACUUGAUUGCAUGUACAUGUGCAUUGCACAUGUAGAGAAGGUACAUUAUAAGAAAAUCAACCAAAAUUUACACACUAAAACCCACUAUUGUUAA